AUGGCAUGACAAGGGAGAACUUGAGCUUUUGGGAAAGCACUAAAGCCAUGCUGAAGCGGCCCCGGCUUCGACGAAGAACCUUGUUGAUUUACGCAGCAUGGCUCGGGCGCUUGGACAAUGGCCAUGGCUGGUGUGGGCAUUGCUGCGAUCGCCGGUAGCUACGCCAUCACGUACCAGUUGGCAUCAGAGGUCUUCCCCACCGUGAUCCGCGGGCGAGCGGUGCAGCUACAGCGCUUCAUAGGGGACCUCGGCGGACUCGCGGGCAUGCAAGUGGCGGCACUGGCAGAACGGGAGCGCUGCCUUCCAAUGAUAGUGAUGGGUGCCGUCUCGCUGGCAGCGUCUGUGCUCGUGUUCUUUCUUCCCGAGACAGUGCACCUGGCGUUGCCACAGACGCUCAACGACGGCGAGUCUCUGGCCGCGGAUAGAGGUAUCUGCUUCUGCACCUUAUCGUCCAAAAGGCAGCACAGUCGUCGAAAUGUACAGUGCCGUCGCCAUAAGGAUCAUGUUGACAAUAACGAACUCGAAAGCAUGGCCUAGUCUGCAGAUAAAGCAAAGAGCAUGCCAUCUGAGAUAACGCGGCGGACGUUACUGCCGCAAUCAUCACUCACUCACUCACUCACUCACUCACUCACUCACUCACUCACUCACUCACUCACUCACUCACUCACUCACUCACUCACUCACUCACUCACUCACUCACUCACUCACUCACUCACUCACUCACUCAGUCACUCACUCACUCACUCACUCACUCACUCACUCACUCACUCACUCACUCACUCACUCACUCACUUACAGUUUCUACAAAACUGAGGGUAGCGAAAAAAAAAAAAAAGCAGCGCUGCUUAACUGACCUUACAAUCCUAGGAAAUCAGCAGUAGGAGUGAAUACACGUAAGGGAUCUGUGCAACACACGUUGGAUAGCCUAUAAGCUUGACUUUGAAGAUUAAGUUAGUGUACUUAAAGAUGCAAAAAAACUCCCUUCAAAAUACUUUACUCCCGUCGAUACUAAACAGAUACCAAGAAAAUAUGGCGCGCUUUAGUUUAUGAAUCACAGCGAUAACUGUGACGUAAGCUUCCUUGACUGUCCAGGAAACGCUCUUGCAUGGAGCAAAUCUGCUUCUGCUUUAACCGAUGCUUUCAUACAAAACUUUUCUGGCGGCAUUGCCGACACUUUUCUUUCUGUCGCGCAGUUUUUAAGCUAUAUUUUAAUGGUUGUAUUAAUUGGGUCAAGUGGCGUCCACAGUGUCAUUACCAAAAUGAAAUCUUCAUCGUCUCCGGGAUGUUAUUCUAUUAUCCCAAAGUUCUUGAAAAGCACAGCUGUCAUUUCUGCCAUACUACUAUAUAUAAGAUAUUUUACCUGUCUCUUGAUACGGGUUCUAUGUCGGCAUAAAACCCGUAAAAGUUGGUACGGUGGAAAGUUGGUACGGUGAUUCCACGUUACAAAUCAAGUGCCAAGUAUUCCUCACUUAAGUACAGCACGACUCCACUAACUACAAUCCCUUGCAAAAUUUUAGAACGCAUCUUGUUUUUCCGUAUCGCUAGUUUUCUUGGAUCCAUGCCUCCCUUUUCACUAAUGCACAACACGGCUCCAGAAAGACUUACUCACGAAGAACACAAAUGGUGUCGUUGUUAACAACGCUAACAAAAUAAAGUUUCCUUCGCCGGAACUUCUUUUUGUCUUUUUUCUUCCUCUAAACUGAUGCUCUAUAA
Molecule: messenger RNA, 1713 nt
Organism: Dermacentor andersoni
Lineage: Eukaryota; Metazoa; Arthropoda; Arachnida; Ixodida; Ixodidae
Product: organic cation transporter protein-like
Source: RefSeq, a predicted model, not a curated record